AAAACAAAACAGGGAGAAAUCAUUAUUCUGCAACAUUAUUUACUUCGUAUUAACGACAACAGUGUUGAUUAUUUCGUUUGUUUCUUUUCCAUAGAAAACACGUUAGAAACUUAGCAGAAAUAUAAAAUGGAACUAGCAGCAGAAUAUCAAGUAGCUUACGACAAUAAUUACAGAGCUUUUAAAAAGGGAAUCAGCUCAACAGAGAGUAUACAAUAUUACUCAACAUGGUGUCUUGGAUACGAAAAGGAUCUAAGUAAAGGAGAAACAUAUAAUGGACCGAUAGAAGCUGCCACGGCAGUGGGUAAAUUAUUCCCAACUGAUAGAGAAAACGUAAAGAUAUUGGAUAUCGCAGCUGGCACAGGCUACGUCGGGGAAGAGCUACGUGAUAUCGGCUUUAGGAAAAUUGAUGCCUUGGAACCGUCUGAAGGAAUGCUUGAGAUUGCCAGGUCGAAAGGAAUUUAUCAGAACCACAUUUUGGAUAUUCUUGGUGGAACAAAUUACAUCAUUGAAAAUGAUUACUAUGACUGUUCUGUUGUAUCUGGUGGAAUGGGUGAAGGUCAUAUACCUUGUACAGGUAUUCUAGAGAUGAUACGUAUAGUUAAACCAGGGGGCGUCGUUGCCAUAGCAAUGAGAGAGGAAUAUUUAAACUACGUGGAAGAGUAUCAGAAUAAAUUGGAACCAAUGAUGGAAAAACUUGAGGAAGCAGGAAUCUGGGAGAAGAUCGACAGAACUGUUUAUGAAAAUCAUUUCGUGGGGAAGACGGGCGUUUUAUUUCUGUAUCGCGUAAAGUGAGAGACCAGUAUAUGUUAACAAUAUAAUAAGGCUAUACGACUCUACAGUUUAAUGACCGGGUACUAGUAACCCACUGGAACCGGAAGUAUAAACACUCGCCAUCACAACUUAGUUACCACACAAUCGAAUCAUUUGCUCCAGAAAUCAGGGGUGUACCUGCUUUGACAAUUGGUUUGGUUUAGGAUUAGAUAGAGAAAUUGGGAAUAGUUCUGGACAAAUUAUGAAACCCGUUUUUAAUUUUAAUUAUUUCUGGACAAGCAUCAAUAAAUCUGUUAGUCAUUUUCAUGUUUAGGAAGUAUUAUGUAUUAAUCAAGAAAAGACUGUUGAGUUUUCCAAGUAAUUUUGGUCGGAUACCUCAGUACCCUGGGCGCCAAACAGAAUAAUCCACGAAGUACAUGUAUCUUCUUUGAGCGGCAUUUAGCAAUUGACAUACGUAAUUGUGUUCCAUAUUAUGUUUUUGUAAGUUAUUUUCAUUCACUCCUUUUGGUCAUCUAUGCUGUUGAUUGGGUUUGGUAGCUACAUAGUAACCAUGGAGAUGACACAUUAAUGCCUCUGACGUAAUGAUUGUCAACUGCGGGAUUACCGUGUAGUCCAUGCUAAACACAAAUUUAUAAUUUCCCUUCUACCUAUCAAAAUAAUCAUGAAUGAGACGGGAAUAAAAGAAUAAUAUGUGUGUAUAUGAAAAUGAAUGCGUGUGAUAUAUUAAUAAUCAGUGUGUGAGAUCAAUGUUUCGUCUGGUGUGUGUCUGUUAUUUUUAAAAUCCACCUUUGUUUAAUGAAUGUGUGUGACGCGUGUGUGUGGGUGUAUGUGUGUGUUGCGCUCAGUAAUUAUGACUUAUAUAAUGGGUAUUUCAGUAAGUACGACUUAUAUAAUACAUAUUUUAGUAAUUAUGACUUAUAUAAUGCAUAUUUGAGUAAUUAUGACUUAUAUAAUAAGUAUUUGAGUAAUUAUGGCUUACAAAAAGAGAAUGUGAGUAAGUAUGACUUAUAUAAUGGGUAUUUUAGUAAUUAUGACUUAUAUAAUGAGUAUUUGAGUAAUUAUGAUUAUA
Molecule: messenger RNA, 1840 nt
Organism: Patella vulgata (common limpet)
Lineage: Eukaryota; Metazoa; Mollusca; Gastropoda; Patellidae
Product: methyltransferase-like protein 27
Exons: 5
Coding region: 127-792 (221 amino acids)
Source: RefSeq, a predicted model, not a curated record